This is a messenger RNA of Pestalotiopsis fici W106-1, 2181 nucleotides long. RefSeq lists its product as uncharacterized. The record is from RefSeq and is a predicted model, not a curated record. The coding region runs from base 1 to 2181 and encodes 726 amino acids. Lineage: Eukaryota; Fungi; Ascomycota; Sordariomycetes; Amphisphaeriales; Sporocadaceae. The transcript is spliced from 10 exons.
AUGGCUGCCUCCUCACGAGAGUCGACUGCAACUUUGAGACAAGAAUCCCAAGGCACUUUGUAUCAAGAUAUUGCCCCUGAUGAGGUCUCUGUCGAGUUGCUCAAUGACGAUUCUGACCAUCCGAGCUCGAGAAGACUGAUCAUUGCUGUCGAUUUCGGUACGACGUUUUCAUGUGUUUCUUAUGUAGCUCUCGAAGAGGAUGACGCCACAGAGUACCUACCACUGGACAGAAUCAAAACAAUUCAAAAUUAUCCUAAUGAUUUCGACAACAACAACGAUGACCCCAUGAGCAAGCAGGUUCCGACCGAAAUCCUUUACACGUUGAAUCAGACCUGCCGCGAUACCUCCCGUGCGGACAACCCGAGCAGUGAAGAACGGAUGGACGACUUGACAAAUGAAGAAAAUAGCUCUAGCUCAGAUGCACCUGUGUCCCCGAUGGAUGUGGAUGAAGAGGGCAAUGAUGUUUCAAUGGGAUGGGGCUAUGAUGUCCAUGAUGAUCGUCGCACAUCGGCAGUGCACAACGACCCGAACAAAAAGCUGUUGAAUCGAUUCAAACUUUUACUCGACCAGAGUCCAGACACUGAUUAUAUCCGAGCCGAGUUGAGAGAAACGCUUACGUUGCUGAAAAAGAAAAAGAUCAUCAAGGGACCACUGCAGGUUAUUGCCGACUUUUUGACCUGUCUUCUUCAGCAUACGAAAUCAGAACUUCUCCAAGAAGGCUUUGAUGACAAUUGGAGGAAAGAGAUGGUAUUAUGUGUGCCGGCAAUCUGGAGCCAGAAGGCAUGCCGUGACAUGCAGACGGCUAUGGCUAUUGCCAUGGAGAGGACAAAUUUCGGUGGAGUUGAUGCACAGAACAACAGCAUUGAGAACUUGUUCAUCGUCUCAGAGCCAGAAGCUGCUGCUACCUAUGUCUUGGCAAGCGAUCCGGACAUCCAGGCUGGCGAUACAUUUGUGCUGUUGGAUGCAGGUGGCGGUACUGUAGAUGCCAACACCUACACGAUCAGCAGAACAACACCCUUGCGACUGACCCGAGAGGUAGUUGAGCCCGGUGGCGGGUUGUAUGGUUCAAGUUACCUCAAUGAAGGUUUCAAAAGACUGCUUCAUGACAUUCUGAAGGACGAAGAGUAUCUCGAAGACGCGCACGAAAGAGACAACAGCCGCGAAACUAUCGAGGGAAUCAUCGAGAAGAUCACGAUCAACGAGUUCGAGUAUAGAAUCAAGAGGAACUUCAACAUCUACGAUUCGAGGAUAAAUAAAUGGCGUCGGAAGUUCGACGUGUCCUCGCGGCUUCGCCAUAAUCCUGUCAAGCAUUUCUCUCAUGGGGGCAUGGAACUUCCGAUGAUAACCAUCAAAGGUCUAUUUCGUACCCUGCUCGAAGGCAUUGCCACUGUCAUGGAAGAUCAGAUCAACAGAGCUUUGCAAAAAGGUUGUAGAGUGGAGAAAGUAAUCCUUCAAGGAGGUUUUGCUGCCUCGAAAUCCCUCCAGGAAUUCAUCAGAAGGCGUCUGGCAGAUUUGACCCAGCGUACUGGACACACAAUAAAGCUGACAAAGUCACCGAGCUCGGCAAACACCAUUACCGCCGUGGCAUCAGGAGCAGUAUUACGUGCCUUUAACAAGGAGCAGGGACCACGCAGAUUAGCGCGAUCUAGCUACGGUAUCCUACGCACUGAGCCGUUUGGAGACUAUCCGGACGAACAUAAGGGUGUGAAACCCUCUUAUGACCGGCACGACGGACUGCCAUAUGUGAAAAGAACGAUAGACUGGGUUCUGAGCAUGGGAUCUGAAGUUCCUCCAAUCUGGACGUGUAGACCGUUUCUUUGUUUCCAUACUUUUGAUUGCUGGCCAGUUCGCGAUCUGAUAUGCAAAGAAGAGCUCUAUGUCAUUGACCGUGCCCCACGGUCUCACUACAGGCUCUCCCAUGAAAUGAAUCAAGGUGCUGAAAAGGUUGGUGAAAUUGUUGUGGAUUUCACUUUCCUCCGGGACCAAGGUUUAAUCCAGCCGAUUGAGCCGGUGGCAAACCCCAACGGCAGGAUCGUUGGCACAAGACACUAUAAGGUGAACUAUACUAUGGUGAUCAGAGUUGUCGACCGCGAUCUGCAAUGUUAUGCAAUCUACAGCGGCAGAGUGCACAAGAGAUGCCGAAUCAACAUAGCAUCUGCUUUCAGACCUGGCGUGAAAUAG